UUUCAGAAAAUUACUAAACCUGAGCGCCUCCCUUACGAAUUCAAUUUUGUAAAUUGUAAACUGGAACCUUCUAGAGCCCAGAUUUAUGCAACUGGGUAUGCGAAAGUCAAAGAAGUGCCGAAUAUCGAGCCAAAGAGAAGAACGGCAGCGAAUAAUAAUAACACAGUCAACGUUCUAAUUUUCGUGCUCGACUCUACAUCCAGGCUGAAUUUCAUCCGACAAUUGCCAAAGACAAGCAAGUUUAUCAAAGAGCGCGCCAAGGGCAUUGUAUUGGAAGGUCUUACAAAGGUGGGGGACAACACCUAUCCGAACAUGCUGGCCUUUCUCAGCGGCUACUCUGAUAGUGCAGGCGGUGCUGAUGAAUCCCAAGGACCGUUUAGGCAGGACGCAACAGGGCGAUUCCCAAUUACCUGGAAAUAUUUUUCCGAGCAAGGAUACGUGACCAUGUUCGCAGAAGAUCAACCUGAUGUCGACACCUUUAGCUUCAAAGAUCGUGGUUUUCACGUGCCUCCGACUGACUACGUGAUGAGGCCGUUUUGGCAAGCCAUGGAACAGUUCAUGACAGGCCGCAAUACCUUAGAUACGAGAUGCUAUGGACACCUUCCCAAGCAUAUGUUUCUCUUCAAUUACACAAGGGACUUCGCGGUGAAAAUGCAAAAGGAGGGCCGCGCAUUCUUCUCCCUCACUUUUUCAACUCCUUUAAGUCACGACUACAUCAACUCCGUGCAGGUAGCUGAUGACGAUUUGCUAAAAUUGUUGCAAGACCUUGAGAUGCACAACAUCUUCAACAACACCGUCGUGCUCAUCAUGGGAGACCAUGGCAACCGAUUCGGCGAUGCGAGACGCACUGCCAUCGGCAGGGUAGAGGAUCGAAUGCCGAAUCUAGCAAUCAUGAUUCCUCCUUCUCUGGAGCAUUUCCGGCGAGCUCUGGAGGCGAAUGCAAAAGUCCUGACGAGCUGGCAUGACGUACGAGAAACGCUGCUCGAUGUGGCCAUGAACAACCUCGAGACGGAAUCCAAAGUGCGUCGCCACGGUUUCAAGGGCUUGUCUCUCUUCAGGCCGAUUCCCAGCAACAGAACCUGCCUGGAAAUUGGGAUUCCUAUUGUCUACUGUGUUUGCUGGAUCGAAAAAGAGCUGAAUGUUCUUGAAACAAACACAAAAAUAGGUGCCUACCAAUUUGUAACCCUUUUAAACAACAUAUUGGAAAAAAGAGACAAGGAAAAGCUGUGUUCUCGUUUGAAGCUGAAAAAUAUCGAAGGAGCACAAAAACUGUUGCCGACUCAAGCCGUUGGACAGUUUGAUAAUAGUUCGAAAAUAUUAAGAAUCAUGAUUUCUGUUAAACCUUCGAACGCAAUACUGGAGGGAACUCUAGAAAUCAACAGCAACAAGGCUAGACUGCUUGGAGAUGUUAACAGGUUGGACGAAUACGGGAUACAGUCCAGAUGCAUCAAUGUUGCUUCCUUAAAACUGUUCUGCUUUUGCAAGAUGUACUAAUUGAUAACGCGUUAUCUUUCUCGCCAUAUUGGUUUGGUAGCUCCAGAAAGUAAGAAACGGAUUUACCUCUUUUGGUGGUGCUCAAGGAAUUCUUAUUAUUAUUUGACAAUCAUUCUUUAUGCAUAAAAUACACCAAUUAAAUUAGCCCAUUCCUCAGAUGUAAGAAAAAAAUUUCAUGUCUGUAGCUGAAAUCAAUUGUAUAUAUGUCUAUAAGAGGUAAAAGCUUGUGAUUAUAGUGGACAAUGAAGUCAUUCAGGGAUAGAGAUAUGAAUUUUAUCAUUUUUAUUAAUCUCUUCAUUAUUCAUUUUGUACGAAUAAUAUUCUCUUAUCUCGAGUGAACAAUGUCGACAUCAAGGAGUUUAUGGGGGAAUUUCCUUGCAAUUUCAGUGUCAGCUAUAAUUGCGAAGAACAAUAUGAUA
Cloeon dipterum is the source of this 1913-nucleotide messenger RNA. RefSeq lists its product as uncharacterized. NCBI's taxonomy places the organism in Eukaryota, Metazoa, Arthropoda, Insecta, Ephemeroptera, Baetidae. The record is from RefSeq and is a predicted model, not a curated record. The transcript has 3 exons. The annotation marks the transcript as partial.